GCACGGCCUUUGUGUCGGGGGAUGUCAGCGCGUCGGCUAAAGCGUCCACCAAUAGUAAAGGUCGUUGGUGUAUGCAAAUAAGGGCUCUAUGACGCAGAGACGCAGCGUGAAGCGUGGGUAUAAAAACGGAGGCGUCGGGGGGGUUUGGAGCGCAGAGCGGUUUGGUCGGUCGUUGGGAAAGCAUCAUUUCUUUGCUCGGCGACUGCGACUCUUCAUUGGGUACCAGAACCGGCGCGGCGCUCUGAGAAGUGGCCUAAAACUUCGGCGUUGGGUAAAAGAAAAUGGCUCGAACCAAGCAGACCGCUCGUAAAUCCACUGGUGGGAAAGCCCCCCGCAAACAGCUGGCCACCAAAGCUGCCAGGAAAAGCGCUCCCUCUACCGGCGGGGUGAAGAAACCUCAUCGCUACAGGCCCGGCACCGUGGCGCUCAGAGAGAUUCGUCGUUAUCAGAAGUCGACUGAGCUGCUCAUUCGGAAGCUGCCUUUCCAGAGGUUGGUGAGGGAGAUCGCCCAGGAUUUCAAAACCGACUUGAGGUUUCAGAGUGCGGCCAUUGGUGCGCUUCAGGAGGCUAGUGAAGCGUACCUGGUGGGUUUGUUUGAAGAUACUAAUCUGUGUGCCAUCCACGCUAAGAGAGUCACCAUCAUGCCCAAAGACAUCCAGUUGGCUCGCCGGAUACGGGGAGAGAGAGCUUAAGUGAAGGCAGUUUUUAUGGUGUUUUGUAGUAAAUUCUGUAAAAUACUUUGGUUUAAUUUGUGACUUUUUUUGUAAGAAAUUGUUUAUAAUAUGUUGCAUUUGUACUUAAGUCAUUCCAUCUUUCACUCAGGAUGAAUGCGAAAAGUGACUGUUCACAGACCUCAGUGAUGUGAGCAUUGUUGCUCAGGAGUGACAAGUUGCUAAUAUGCAGAAGGGAUGGGUGAUAUUUCUUGCUUCUCAUGAUGCAUGUUUCUGUAUGUUAAUGACUUGUUGGGUAGCUAUUAAGGUACUAGAAUUGAUAAAUGUGUACAGGGUCCUUUUGCAAUAAAACUGGUUAUGACUUGAUCCAAGUGUUUAACAAUUGGGGCUGUUAAGUCUGACCAUACAUCACUGUGAUAGAAUGUGGGCUUUUUCAAGGGUGAAGAUAUACAAGUCUUAACCACAGUGUAAACUUACAGUUUCCUUAAAAAAAAAAAAAAAAAAGUAAACCUGGCAGCUAUAGAAUACACUAUGUGCAUUUAUAAUAGCUAUUUUAUAUAUUGUAGUGUCAACAUUUUUAAAUUAAAUGUUUUACAUUCACAA
This is a messenger RNA of Nycticebus coucang (slow loris), 1274 nucleotides long. Its product is annotated as histone H3.3A. The record is from RefSeq and is a predicted model, not a curated record. Bases 282 to 692 code for a protein of 136 amino acids. Gene Ontology annotation, cellular component: nucleosome. The transcript is spliced from 4 exons. Gene Ontology annotation, molecular function: DNA binding; structural constituent of chromatin; protein heterodimerization activity. Lineage: Eukaryota; Metazoa; Chordata; Mammalia; Primates; Lorisidae.